Messenger RNA from Hyposmocoma kahamanoa, 426 nucleotides. RefSeq lists its product as uncharacterized. The record is from RefSeq and is a predicted model, not a curated record. Lineage: Eukaryota; Metazoa; Arthropoda; Insecta; Lepidoptera; Cosmopterigidae. The transcript is spliced from 4 exons. The coding region runs from base 1 to 426 and encodes 141 amino acids. Gene Ontology annotation, biological process: sensory perception of smell. Gene Ontology annotation, molecular function: odorant binding.
AUGAAAUCUUCUCUCCAGGCGCUAAACGAUGCUCAUAAAUCUCUGAUCCAAACGAAGUUCAUUACAACUGGAAUGGGAUGUCUUAAGGAUCAUCCUUUGUCUUUUUCUGACAUAAAUACUUUGAGAAAAAAGAUGUUACCUGAUGGAGAAAACGCUAAGUGUUUCGCCGAAUGCUUGUUUAAGAAACUUGGACUUAUGGAUGAUAUGGGAAAGUUGUCAUCUUCUGGUGCUAAAGAGAAUGCGAUGCAUAUUUUCAAGGACAGUGAAGAACAUAUAGCUAAAGUUGAAGAGUUCGUCAAAACUUGUUCAACAGUGAAUGCCAUGGAUUUGAAUGAGGCGGCUAUGAAGAGCUGCGAUAGAGCGAAACAUGCUUUUGACUGCUUGGUAGAGAACGCGCCUAAAUUUGGAUUUGAUGUAAACUUCUAG